AUGAAUUAUCAGCAGGCGCCCAAAUGCCACUAUGGCCUCACCGUCUUUGAGGAUGUGGCCAUUUAUUUCAGCCCAGGGGAGUGGGCGCUCCUUGACUCUGCCCAGCGCACCUUGUACAGGGAUGUUGUUCAGGAAACCUACAAGAACGUCGCUUCAGUCGUUCUUGCUGUUAGCAAGCCUGAGGUUGUGUCUCUGCUGGAACAUGGGGAAGAGCCCUGUGUGCCGGACCCAUCUGGAACAGAACCGCACAAAAACUUGUGUACAGGAGAAGUCUGGGCGAGUGAGAUGGAGAAUAGGGAUUCUCAUGUUCCAAGCACAUUCCAACAUUCCAUGCAACUAGAAGCCGGUUGGACACCAUCAGAAAGAGCCAGUAAUCAUUUCUGGUGGCGUCAUGACCAAGAAGAUAUUUCUGAGGGUCAUCAAAAAGCAGAAACACAGGAAGAAACCCAUAUCCAGGGAACACCAGAAGAAUCUGCUUCCUAUCCAGAAGGUGAUGAGGAACUUGAAAAAAGAACAAUCCAGAGGAGAAUUUGCAAAGGCUGGAAAGAAAAGGCUUGCACCUCAUGUGGUAAGAUCUUCUGCCGGAUAUCUCAACUCAUUGUCCACCAGAGAACCCACAUGGGGGAGAAACCGUAUCCCUGUUCGGUCUGUAGCAAAAGCUUUACCUGCAGCUCAGACCUCGCUGUCCGUGGGCGAAUCCACACAGGGGAGAGGCCCUACAAAUGCUCUGCCUGUGGGAAAACUUUCAGCCAGAUUUCGAGCCUCACGGUCCAUGAAAGGACCCACACAAGGGAGAACAUACAAAUGCACUGA
Molecule: messenger RNA, 813 nt
Organism: Rhineura floridana
Lineage: Eukaryota; Metazoa; Chordata; Lepidosauria; Squamata; Rhineuridae
Product: zinc finger protein 514-like
Exons: 4
Coding region: 1-813 (270 amino acids)
Biological process (GO): regulation of DNA-templated transcription
Source: RefSeq, a predicted model, not a curated record